UAAGGGUGAGCAUGGUAUGUCAGCUGUACCUGGAAGUGAGGAGAGAUUUAAAGAAUCAUUAGAAUUAGCUGUAAAAUAUGCCAAGGAACUCUCUUGCUCCAAAAUUCACAUAUUAGCUGGCUUAAAACCAACUUCAUCACCUAAGGGUAAUGUUAGGUGCUUUAAUAAAAUGGAACAGACUUACAUUAGUAAUUUAAAAUAUGCUUGUAGCCGCUUAAAAAAAGAUAAUAUAUUGGGAGUCAUUGAACCAAUUUGUCCUCAGGCAGUGCCUAAUUAUUUUUUAGACUCAUUCUACCAAGCAAUGAAAUAUAUUAAAUUAAUAAAUGAGCCCAAUCUUAAAUUGCAAUUGGAUUUUUAUCAUCUUCAAAGGUUGCAUGGAAAUAUUACUGAGAAUUUGAAUAUGUUUUUUCCUUAUGUUGGGCAUAUUCAAAUUUCUCAAGUUCCUGAUCGUCAUGAGCCAGAUAGUGAUGGAGAAUUAGAUUAUCAUUAUAUAUUUAACCUAUUACAAUCACUUGAAUAUAGUGGCUUUAUUGGACUUGAAUAUAAACCCAAAGGAGAUACAAUUGAUGGUUUGAAGUGGCUUAAAACAUUCCCAAAUUGUUCAAUUGGAUGAAAUUAUAGAAAUCAUAACUGAAUCAAUAAAACUACACAAAUGUUUUUAUAUUUAUAUAGAAAAAAUGAAAAUCAAUUUAUUUUAUCAAACAUA
Messenger RNA from Gordionus sp. m RMFG-2023, 706 nucleotides. RefSeq names its product putative hydroxypyruvate isomerase. Lineage: Eukaryota; Metazoa; Nematomorpha; Gordioida; Chordodea; Parachordodidae. The transcript is spliced from 5 exons. The record is from RefSeq and is a predicted model, not a curated record. The coding region runs from base 17 to 613 and encodes 198 amino acids.